This is a messenger RNA of Euleptes europaea (tarantolino), 860 nucleotides long. It is a transcript of the gene TVP23C, whose product is annotated as trans-golgi network vesicle protein 23 homolog C. NCBI's taxonomy places the organism in Eukaryota, Metazoa, Chordata, Lepidosauria, Squamata, Sphaerodactylidae. The transcript is spliced from 7 exons. The record is from RefSeq and is a predicted model, not a curated record. Bases 64 to 684 code for a protein of 206 amino acids. Gene Ontology annotation, biological process: vesicle-mediated transport; protein secretion. Gene Ontology annotation, cellular component: Golgi membrane.
CGCUUGGUGAUGACGUAGACAGUUGAACGGGACGCAUGGUGCUGUGACGUGGCGGCGGAAGCGAUGUUGCGGCAGGAGAGUAGUGAUGAUACAGAAGAUGUGUCACUCUUUGAUGCUGAUGAUGAAACGUCCAGGAGGCCCAAAAAAUCAAAAAUAAAACAUCCAAUAGCCUCCUUUUUCCAUUUGUUCUUCCGAACCAGUGCAGUGAUUGUCUAUUUACUCUGCGAAUUGUUCAGCACCAGCUACAUAGCCUGUGUGGUGACGAUCAUCCUGCUUCUGUCGUGUGAUUUCUGGGCAGUGAAGAAUAUCACAGGGAGGUUGAUGGUUGGCCUCCGCUGGUGGAACCAGGUUGAUGAUGACGGCAAGAGCCACUGGGUGUUUGAAGCCAGGAAGGCCUCUGCUACAGGAAAGAAACUCACGUCAGAAGCAGAGUCCAGAAUCUUCUGGUUAGGUCUGAUCACAUGCCCUUUACUCUGGAUCAUCUUUGCCUUCAGCGCCCUGUUCUCCUUCAAAGUGAAGUGGCUGGCAGUGGUGAUCCUGGGUGUGACUUUACAAGGAGCUAAUCUUUAUGGUUAUAUCCGGUGCAAAGUGGGCAGCAGGAAGAACCUGACCAGCCUGGCGACUUCCUAUCUAGGCAAGCAGUUCUUGAAGCAGACUGUGGCCAAAGAGGAGGCCGUAUCUUGAAAAUCACGAAGAGUCCUCCAUUUUUGAUUUGGUUUCUUCUGGAGAAUGAGAAGUAUUUCCUUGGCCCUCUGAACCAGAGAUUUAUAAUCUGUGUGUGGAUUUUUGUAAUUAAAUAAUCUUAUAGAAACACAGGUUGCUGCUUGUUCCUUGCAAGUCUUAUUUUAGAAGCCCUUCCU